AUGGGAUGUGCUAAGGAGAAAACCCUGAACUUUGUUUCGUUGCCCGUGAUGUCACGCUCGUCUCCGUCUGGACUGAGACACAACAAGGACUCUGGAAUCUGUAUCCAAGAAAUAACCGUCCAAGUGUGCGCCAGUUCCCGAUUCCCCUCGUUGUCAUCGUAGAUACAAAAACUAUCCUGAAUCCCACGAGAAUGGGUUGAGACACGAGCCAGAUUCGCCCUUUGCGUACCGCAGAAAGCACAAACUUCAGCCGCAACACUCUAUAUAUCUACACAGCCCAGCCCACCCUCUUCACGAGGCAUUCCAUCUACUUGAACCCCCCCCCAUCUUGCAGCUUAAUGAGAAAGAUUUUUGCAUGAGAUUCUGCUCAAGAUGACUGACUCAACUGGCUCGACGAAGUCUCUCCUGGACGUUGUGAGAGACGACACUUUCACUGACUUGUCGGACAAAGACGCCGUUGACCUCUUCAAGAAUACCUUUGGGCCUGAGCUCGAGCAUCUGAAGAAGGCAAGUCCCACCGUGGAAUCCAGUGCCAUAGAUUCAUCUCUCUGGUCUCCAUCAAAGGAAGCCUUCGGUAAGAAUUUCCACGAAGUCAAUCGCACGCUCGUCAGUAUGCUGGCCAUCAAAUGGGUCCUGGGUGGCGACUACGAGGCCUUUACCUGCGGCCAAAAUGAAAAGUCGAAACUUCGGGAGGACUCCUUUAAGACGCUACGGAAGUACUGCCGCGAUCGAUUACCCAGCCCAGAAGACAAAUACGCUCUUCUCGUCGCAAUGAUGAUAGACGACAUUGGGAAGGACAAGAACCUCGCCAAGGAGGUAGGAAUACCCGACAAGAACCACGGGGAAGUGCUCCUCAGAGCCGUGGAGAUGGACCGGGUGCCUGCGAUGAGGACCCUCCCGGACCAAGACAAGAAAGCAGAUAUCAUCCAGAGCCUCAGGAUUGGCUCGAAGCUGGAUAUCUCGCAACUGGUGCAGGGGGAAACAGCCCCGCACAGUCUGCUUGCUUUGAAAGAUGGCCAUAAGCUGGAGAAAGGUUUCAACAUCAAGGCCAUGGUGACCUUUCUGGAUGUCGGAGGCGCUGCUGCGCAUAGCAAUCCGCGUGGGUGUACCGUGAUAACAGAGCCCAUCUUCCGUCACUACAUGAAGGCGAUCGAGAUUUUGGAUGACUAUCGCAAGAGGACAAACCCCAACUGGCCCGAAUGCUACAAUGACUACCUGGAUUACCGUGCUGGUAUCUUGAAGGAUAGAGAAUUCGUUCUUCUGUCUGUCAGGGACCAAGAACAGCGUGCUCUUCUUCGGCUUCUUUGCAUGGGGCGAGUGGAGACUAAGGAAGAUGCAGAGCGGUUCCAGCGCGCUUUCGAGAAUUUGGCAGAUCCUUUCAAGAAGAAUCUGGUGAACGGGCUGAGUGUCAAUGGCUUUGGGGAUGGUACCGCCAUUCUUCCCUAUUAUGCACCCGGGAUCCUAGUGGAGGUGCUGAGGAAUAUUUUGGAUCCAACUGAGGACAGAAUCAUUCUGCACUUGUCAGUCUUCAUGCGCUUUCUGGCUGGAGUCUAUGGUGGCUCUAAACCGGACCCUACCAAGGAGGAUGGCCUGGAGGAACGGGACUUGGCACAGGUGCAGGAUCUCGUUAGGAGCGCGAAGUUCAAGGAAGAUCCAGAAUCGUUGGCGUUAGAAAAGGUCAAAUAGAGGCAGUGCAAAAGGCGUAGUACUUUUAUGAUUGUCUUUUUUUUGGGCGUUUCAGUUUGUCCUUUGAUUGUUUAGCGGGCUCAAGAAGUUCUGCUUGGCUAUGGAGUUAAUUAACCGAUGUCAUGACACGCUAGCACUGUUGACAUAGUGACG
Molecule: messenger RNA, 1839 nt
Organism: Aspergillus alliaceus
Lineage: Eukaryota; Fungi; Ascomycota; Eurotiomycetes; Eurotiales; Aspergillaceae
Exons: 1
Coding region: 373-1686 (437 amino acids)
Source: RefSeq, a predicted model, not a curated record